Molecule: messenger RNA, 1592 nt
Organism: Prunus mume (Japanese apricot)
Lineage: Eukaryota; Viridiplantae; Streptophyta; Magnoliopsida; Rosales; Rosaceae
Gene: PPR336
Product: pentatricopeptide repeat 336
Molecular function (GO): protein binding
Source: RefSeq, a predicted model, not a curated record
UCAAGUCUCACUCACUCUCCUUCUCUCAGCCCCUCCCAAUCCCUCUGUAAAACCCUAGCCAUCUGCCAGCCCCCAUCUCUCUCUCUCUCUCUCUCUCUCUCUCUCUCAAAGCCAUGUCUCUAUUAUCUCGCCUCCGCCAUGCUACGUUCACCCACCACACUCGCCACCUCUCCACCGCCGCCUCAGUCUCCACCAAGGACAAGACCAGAGCUGCCCUAUCUCUCCUCAAGGCCGAGAAAGACCCCACCAAAAUCCUCGAAAUCUGCAAAACCGCGUCCCUAACCCCCGAGUCUCACCUUGACCGCGUCACCUUCUCCGUCGCCAUCAACAAGCUCAGAGACGAUAACCACUACGACUUGAUCCGCCAAUUCCUCGACGAUCUGUUCGUCUCCCGCCCCGACCUCAAAACGCAGCGUUUCGCUUCCCACGCCAUCGUCCUCUACGGCCAGGCCGAUAUGCUCGACGACGCUGUUCGCACUUUCCAACAGUGCGAUGAAAUGGGUAUCCCUCGGAACGUGAAAACGCUCAACGCUCUGUUGCUUGCUUGCAUUUUUGCCAAGAAUUACAAGGAGGUAAACAGGGUUUUUCUAGAGUUCCCAAAAGUUUAUGGGAUUGAGCCCAAUUUGGAUACUUACAAUUAUGUGAUCAAGGCGUUUUCGGAGUCUGGUUCGACGAGCUCGGCCUAUUCGGUGUUGGCCGAGAUGGAGAGGAAGAAUGUGAAGCCGGAUGCGAAUACUUUUGGGCAUUUGCUUACAGGGUUUUAUACUGAGAUGAAGUUUGAAGAUGUUGGGAAGGUGACGAAUUUGAUGGAGAAGCAUAGGUUUCAACCUGGGCUUAAUACAUAUAACAUUAGGAUCAAGAGUUUGUGCAAGUUGAGGAGGUCUGCGGAAGCCAAGGCAUUGUUAGAUGGAAUGUUGUCUAGGGGUAUGAAGGCAAAUGCAGUCACUUACUGCCAUUUGAUUCAUGGGUUUUGCAGGGAAAGCAAUUUGGAUGAAGCAAAGAAGCUGUUUAAGAAUAUGGUGAACAGGGGCUUCCAGCCUGAUUCUAACUGCUAUCAUACUCUUGUUCACUUUCUAUGCAAAGGUGGGGAGUUUGAGAGUGCUUUGCAGUUUGCUAAAGAGAGUAUUGAGAAGAAUUGGGUUCCGAAUUUCGCAACGAUGAAGUCCCUUGUGGAAGGGCUUGUGAGCAUUUCCAAGGUAUCAGAGGCUCGGGAGCUUGUUGGGCAAAUGAAGGAGAGAUUCACAGUAAAUCAAGAUCAGUGGAAUGAAAUUGAAGCAGGCUUGCCACAGUAACUACGCGAAAGAUGGUUUAUUGAUAUGCUUUCGUUAAUUAGAUUAGACCAGGAAGGUUGAAGUGAAAUGAGGGCAACAUUUGUAUGAAAUGGGCUUUUUCUUUCUUUCUCAGAACAUAAACCUCUGUUUGAAUGUUUUUGGUUUAGGAAAUUUUGUUGAUGCCCUAUUUACAUUUGCAUGUGGAUUCUGGAGAAAUAAAUUUAGAUUUCUGUGUAGUGCCGGUUGGCUUUUAUGUAGAUGCUUGAAUGUCUUGGAAGAUAGACAAAAAGAAAAAAAAGAAGUAUUUUUUCUACAAAGAAU